UUUGUUUUUCUCUUCGUGAUGACGGAUUUAUCUUUAGCGAGAAGGAUCUGGUUGUUUUUAUAGCAGUGUAUUCUCGAGUAACGCAUUGACUUGACAGACAUGGAGACUCCGGUUAUUGACGAAAUGGUUGACUUUCGCCGGUUACCCAAAGAUACACUUGUCCUGAUACUGUUGAUGAUUUACUUUCCAGUUGGCAUUUGUUUGAUGUUACUACGCAUUUUUAUCGGCGUCCAUGUAUUCUUAGUCAGCUGUGCAUUACCAGAAAGUUUUCUAAGAAGAUUCAUUGUGCGAGUUAUGUGUUCCGUCUUGGGAAUGCACGUGAGGCAGCAAAAUCCUCGAUCUCGAGACAAAAAUACCAAACUUUACAUAUGCAAUCAUGUGACAGAGUUUGAUCACAACAUAAUCAAUCUCCUGACCCCUUGCUGUACUCCCCAAUUUGAGGGAUCCACAGGUUUUGUGUGCUGGGCCAGAGGCUUCAUGGAACUGCACUCUGCAUUUGGCAGAGGAGCAAUAAGAGAGUCACUUCAGAGGUAUUGCUCCACUGAAGGAGUUUCACCAUUGCUUCUGCUCCCUGAAGAGGACACCACAAAUGGGCGUGCUGGCCUGCUAAAGUUCAGUUAUUGGCCCUUUUCUCUGACUGACUCCAUUCAGCCUGUGGCCUUGAGGGUGGCAAGACCUCUGAUUUCUUUGAGCACGCCUGAGACCAGUUGGUUGACAGAGCUGUUAUGGACAUUUUUUUCUCCAUUUACAGUGUAUCAUGUAAGUUGGUUGCCACCGGUUUCUCGACAAGAUGGUGAGUCCUCCCAGGAGUUUGCCAACAAAGUCCAGGAGUUGCUCGCCUGUGAACUUGGCUUGGUCUCAACAAAGAUCACUAAAGCUGACAAAGCUGAGCACAUCAAAAGGAAACGACAUGCUGUGACGCAAACAUCUUCAAAUAUAAGACCUGCAUCUAUUGGCUUGGGUUUUAUGGUGCAGGGUUUGGGACCAGAUGAGCACGGGAUAGCUAUAAUGGCCCAGCAGGUUAAAGAUGUACUGCCUCACAUCCCCCUGAAUGUCAUCACAAACGACUUAGCAAAAACAAAUUGUGUUAACAUCACUAUAACAAACCUCCUGGAAAACAAUGAGGAAUCUUCAGUAGAAGUUACUGAGACGUCACUGUUUGGAGCAUCAGUAAACAGCUCUUAUUCCUCAAGUUGUUCUCCGACCAUAAAGCCUGCUGCAACAUCUUUUGGGAAAUCACCGACUGACAGGCAUUUGUCCCUUCAAGAGAGGAAAGACGCACUGUAUAAAUUUGCAAGAAGAGACAGGAAGGAGUGGGCUGACUUGGAGCCUGUUCCUCAAGAUGAUGGACCGAACCCUGUUGUCAAAAUUGCUUAUUCAGAAAAGUUCUCUGAUGUCUUUGACUAUUUCCGUGCCCUGCUGAAGAAUGACGAAAAGAGUGAACGAGCUUUCACCUUGACAGCAGAUGCUAUUGAGCUGAAUGCUGCGAAUUACACAGUGUGGCAUUACAGACGAGUUUUACUACAAGCGUUGUCAAAGGACCUGCGGAACGAAAUGAGGUACAUUACUGCCAUCAUUGAGGACCAACCUAAAAACUACCAAGUCUGGCAUCACAGACGAAUAGUAGUUGAAUGGUUGAACGAUCCCUCAGAGGAGCUGGAGUUCAUUGCAGACAUCCUCAGCCAAGAUGCAAAGAACUACCAUGCCUGGCAGCACAGGCAGUGGGUCAUCCAGGAAUAUAAACUGUGGGACAAUGAGCUGGAAUUUGUUGAGAAUCUCUUGGAUGAAGAUGUGAGGAAUAAUUCUGCAUGGAACCAGAGGCAUUUUGUGAUUUCACACACUACAGGGUUCUUGGAUCAAGCUAUACUUGAGCGAGAGAUUGAAUACUGUCUGACCCAGAUCAGAAAGGCCCCCCACAAUGAAAGCGUGUGGAACUAUUUGAAAGGGAUGUUUCAGCACAGAGGUUUAUCAUCUCAGCCUGACCUGCUGGAGAAAGUCCUAGAGCUAAAGGAGACUCAUUGUUCUUCAUACCUUCUCGCAUUUCUUUUUGAUUGUUAUGAGGAUACUUUGGAGAACAGCAGUCAAAAAGGACAAGCAGAGGAAGACCGGGUGGAAAUUUUAAAAAGAGCUCUAGAAUCAUUCCUGAAACAAAGGCUGAAAAUAGGUCUUCACUUAUGGGCUGCACCAUUUCUGAACUUUUAGCCCAGGAGAAGGACACCAUCCGCAAGGAGUAUUGGCUCUUUUUAGGACGUUCUCUAAGGAACAAAUACGGAUCGAGUGAGCCAGUCAACGCCGAACUUCCAUCCUUGACAGCUGAGCAGCAGGAAAUGAACUAAUUCCACUAGUCCAAUCCACUCCUACUUAUUGUUUUUUGUUAUUAUUAUAGUACUUUGCUAUUUUUUUUAAAUACCCUACACAGUGGAUCAUAGAGGGAGAGUAAUGAGAAUGGAUCAUGUACGUAUAAAGCAAUUGUGUAAAGUCCUUUCUUAAAAACAAUCCAUCUAGUUUCCAUACUGCUUAUCACUUGAGUAGUUGACUUGUUGGUGCCUGUGUCAGCUGUUUUCAACCGAGAGGCGGGGUACACCCUUAACUGGUCGCCAGCCAAUUUCAGGGCAUAAAGAAACAACGCGUCACACUUCCAUUCACAGCUACGGGCAAUUUAGAGUUUUCAGUUGACCUGCUGGACAUGUUUUUGGGAUGUUUGAGAAAACCCACACAGGCAUGGGGAGAACAUCCAAACAGGGAAAGUCUGGAUUUGAACCCAGGUCCUCAGAACUGUGAGGCAGAUGUGCUAAGCAACCACCGCCGUGCCCCCCUUCAAAAUCAUGAUAAAUUUUUUGCCACCAGGGUUCAUUCAUUCAUUUGGCUGCUGUUGCUGUACUUUAAAAUGUCUUAAAACAUUUAAAUUCGA
This is a messenger RNA of Syngnathoides biaculeatus (alligator pipefish), 2911 nucleotides long. It is a transcript of the gene fnta, whose product is annotated as farnesyltransferase, CAAX box, alpha. The coding region runs from base 100 to 2202 and encodes 700 amino acids. Gene Ontology annotation, biological process: protein farnesylation; protein geranylgeranylation. Gene Ontology annotation, molecular function: ubiquitin binding; CAAX-protein geranylgeranyltransferase activity; protein farnesyltransferase activity. Gene Ontology annotation, cellular component: cytoplasm; CAAX-protein geranylgeranyltransferase complex; membrane. The record is from RefSeq and is a predicted model, not a curated record. The transcript has 20 exons. NCBI's taxonomy places the organism in Eukaryota, Metazoa, Chordata, Actinopteri, Syngnathiformes, Syngnathidae.